Messenger RNA from Corythoichthys intestinalis (scribbled pipefish), 2346 nucleotides. RefSeq names its product phosphoglucomutase 1 (gene pgm1). The transcript has 11 exons. Gene Ontology annotation, cellular component: cytosol. Lineage: Eukaryota; Metazoa; Chordata; Actinopteri; Syngnathiformes; Syngnathidae. Gene Ontology annotation, molecular function: phosphoglucomutase activity; magnesium ion binding. The record is from RefSeq and is a predicted model, not a curated record. Bases 132 to 1817 code for a protein of 561 amino acids. Gene Ontology annotation, biological process: carbohydrate metabolic process.
AAACCUCCGGGGGGGCGUCGUCCGGAGUGUACGUGUGGAACCCCACGCCUCUGCAGGCGCUGCUACUGCCCCAGACAGCGGAUCACACAGGACCAACCGAGGUGCCCUCCCGGCCAGUGAGCUUGUCAAAAAUGGUGAAAUUAACGAACGUGAAGACAAAGCCGUACACGGACCAGAAACCCGGAACGAGCGGCCUGAGGAAGCGGGUGACUGUUUUCCAGCAGAACCAGCACUAUGCGGAGAACUUCAUUCAGAGCAUUAUCUCUGUCAUCGAGCCUGCUGAGCGUCAGGCAGCCACUCUGGUGGUGGGGGGUGACGGCAGGUUCUUCAUGAAAGACGCCAUUCAGCUCAUCGUUCAGAUUGCAGCAGCCAACGGGAUUGGUCACCUUGUGAUUGGUCAGGAUGGCAUCAUGUCCACACCAGCUGUGUCCUGUGUGAUCCGCAAGAUGAAGGCAGUUGGCGGGAUUAUCCUCACAGCCAGCCACAAUCCAGGUGGCCCCAACGGAGACUUUGGGAUCAAGUUCAACAUUUCCAGUGGAGGGCCUGCUCCUGAAGGCAUUACAAACAAAAUUUUUGAGAUCAGCAAGGGCCUACAGGAAUAUCAUAUCUGCCCAGAGCUUAAAGUGGAUUUGUCAAAGAUUGGCAAACAGACCUUUGAAGUCGAGAGUUUCAAGCCUUUCACUGUGGAAAUCGUGGAUUCUGUUGAGGCCUAUGCAGAUAUGCUGAGGGGGAUCUUUGACUUUGCUGCACUGAAGAACCUUCUCUCUGGAGCCAAUCACAUAAAUGUCCGCCUGGAUGCAAUGCAUGGAGUUGUUGGUCCCUACGUAAAGAAGAUAGUCUGUGAGGAGUUGGGUUCUCCGGCCAACUCUGCUGUGAACUGUGUGCCUAAGGAGGAUUUUGGCGGGCAUCACCCUGACCCAAACCUUACUUAUGCUGCUGACCUGGUGAACGCCAUGAAAGGCGGAGAAUAUGACUUUGGUGCAGCUUUUGAUGGUGAUGGUGACCGCAACAUGGUGCUCGGUAAACACGGAUUUUUCGUGAACCCGUCAGACUCAGUGGCUGUUAUUGCCGCGAACAUUACCAGCAUUCCGUACUUCCAAAAGACUGGUGUGAAAGGACUGGCUCGCAGUAUGCCCACUAGUGGAGCCCUGGACAAUGUGGCUAAAGCACUGAAAAUGCAACUAUAUGAGACUCCAACAGGCUGGAAGUUCUUCGGGAAUCUGAUGGAUGCAGGGAAACUGUCACUUUGUGGAGAGGAGAGCUUUGGCACUGGCUCCGAUCAUAUUCGGGAGAAAGAUGGCCUGUGGGCAGUACUUGCAUGGUUGUCAAUCUUAGCCAAUCGGAAACAGAGCGUGGAAGACAUCAUGAAGGAUCACUGGCAAAAAUUUGGCAGAAACUUCUUCACCAGGUAUGACUAUGAGGAGGUUGACUCAGAUGCUGCCAACAAGAUGAUCAAGGAUCUAGAAACAGCAAUGUUCAGCCCAUCCUUUGUGGGGAAGAAGUUCUCAUCGGGUGAUAAGACAUAUGAAGUGGCAAUAGCUGACAACUUUGCCUACACAGAUCCUGUGGAUGGAAGUGUUUCCAAAAACCAGGGCCUUAGGAUUAUCUUCGCUGAUGGUUCUCGAAUUAUUUUCCGUCUGAGCGGCACGGGCAGUGCAGGUGCAACUGUCAGACUGUACAUUGAUAGCUAUGAGAAGGACCCCCAGAAAAUUUACCAGGAUCCUCAGGUGAUGUUGGCACCCUUGGUCGACAUCGCCUUGAAGAUUUCACAGCUUCAUGAAAAGACUGGACGUACCGGCCCCACUGUGAUCACAUGAUUCCAUUGCCAAGUUGCCUCCACUCCCAAUAUGCAAUGAAAAAACCUUUUUUUCCCUCAAAUUUCACAUGCCUGUACAGUAUCUUACUUUAGUCAUUGGCCCAACUAAAAUCCAAAUGGACAAAGUGCAGGGCUAGGUUGACACUGCCAUUAUCUCAGUCUUUGAUGUGUGGAAUUUUCGCUAAAAAGGGAAAGUUGUUAUUUGAGCUUCUUUCACAUAGACAACUUGAGAAAUGUUGACUGAAACUGAAGUGUUCAUUUUAUAGCAUUUCCAUUGUGUUUGGAAGAAAAUUAACAUCUAAUGCAUGAUUUAAUAUGUUGUCCAUUUCUGUUGCCAAACACUCUUGCUGACUGACUAAAAAUCAGAAAGUUGGGGCCUGUUUUAUUCUCCUAGUCUUUCUCCUUUGUCGACCUGGUGCCUUCUUUUGUUCAUGCCAUACAGAACCAUAAAAUCCCAGAGAAAGCAAUGUAAAGUUAACAUGAUGCACAAAGAGAAUAUAAAAAAAAUAAAGUAACAUUUAUGGUCAUUA